GUAGCCAAUCUGGCGUCGACUUACUGGAAUCAAGGCCGGUGGCAUGCAGCGGAAGAGCUGCUUGUGCAAGUGAUGGAGACUCGCAAGCAGAAGCUGGGAGCGGACCAUCCUUCCACGCUAACCAGCAUGGCCAAUCUAGCAUCGACUUGCCAAAAUCAAGGCCGGUGGGAUGUAGCGGAAGAGCUAGAGUUGCAAGUGAUGGAGACCAGUAAGAAGAUGCUGGGAGUGGGCCAUCUAGACACACCGACCAGGAUGAACAAUCUUGCUUUUACCUGGAAAGGGCAGGGUCGCAAUGCAGAAGCCAUUAAACUUAUGAACCAGUGUGUGCAGUUAAGUCGUCACAUUCUCGGCGUUAGCCAUCCACAUUAUAUAUCUUCCUCGAAGACGCUAGCUGUAUGGGAGGCAGAA
Lindgomyces ingoldianus is the source of this 408-nucleotide messenger RNA. RefSeq names its product kinesin light chain. Lineage: Eukaryota; Fungi; Ascomycota; Dothideomycetes; Pleosporales; Lindgomycetaceae. The record is from RefSeq and is a predicted model, not a curated record. The annotation marks the transcript as partial. Gene Ontology annotation, molecular function: protein binding. The transcript has a single exon.